AGACAGCACUCCGAAGCAGUCAUCUUUAGCCUCUUUAUUAUCCAUCCCACUGGGAGCCAGGCAAAUACAUCGUCAAGAUAUAAGAGAAGCAAGAGAACGUCCUCCAAAGACAACAACUCGACAAAAUGCAGUUUUCCAAGAUCCUCGCAGCCCUCACCCUCAACGCCGCGGCUGUCACGGCGGCUCUGAGCCUCACCCCGGACCACGAAACCGGCCUCGCCCUCACAGAGGCCUGCGCGGCUUUGUCUGCGCCCCUGACCGCCCCGGAGGCGAGGGACGAGGGUAGUGCUCUCCAGAAGCGGCGCUGCGCGUGGAGAAGCUGCGAUGAUUGCUACGCGCGCCUCGGCUCUUGCGUCAACUGCUCCAAAUCGGGCUGGGAUUGCGCUGGAUGCAUUGCCCACUGCGAGCGGACGUGCUGCUAAGCUACGUUGGACUUGAGGCAGCUGUUCCUCCACACAGAGACUUUGUGGAGAAGUGGAACUGAGGGGAGGGAUGACACCGUCAACAAACAUCACCAAAGUUUUCUUCAAGGC
Molecule: messenger RNA, 533 nt
Organism: Gaeumannomyces tritici R3-111a-1
Lineage: Eukaryota; Fungi; Ascomycota; Sordariomycetes; Magnaporthales; Magnaporthaceae
Exons: 2
Coding region: 126-422 (98 amino acids)
Source: RefSeq, a predicted model, not a curated record